Molecule: messenger RNA, 3627 nt
Organism: Castor canadensis (American beaver)
Lineage: Eukaryota; Metazoa; Chordata; Mammalia; Rodentia; Castoridae
Gene: Hoxc6
Product: homeobox C6
Biological process (GO): regulation of transcription by RNA polymerase II; anterior/posterior pattern specification
Cellular component (GO): nucleus
Molecular function (GO): RNA polymerase II cis-regulatory region sequence-specific DNA binding; DNA-binding transcription factor activity, RNA polymerase II-specific
Source: RefSeq, a predicted model, not a curated record
CUUUAAAAAGGAAAAAUGUUGCAAGUGUUUCCCCAAAAAGGGGGCCCUUGAGAAGACAGAGGAAAAGAAAUGCAAGCGCCCUUUGCCCACUUCAGCGAUGCCACUGUGCCCUGUAGUCGCACCCUCACCCUUUUUAGACCUAUUGCCACCCUCACACACAUCCCCUCUACUCCCAAGAUUUCAGUCACUCUCCUUCCUCUGGGCGCCAUUUUUUAAGUGAAUUUUACUUUUCUUGAUUUUUUUUUAAGUAUUGGAGGACAUAAUGCUGGUUUAAGUGGUGGGGACUCACUUCAUGGAAUGUCAAGCAAGGAUGUCUUGUAGAAUUUCUGGGAAAUCCCUUGAAUUGGGAUGGAGCGCCACUCAAGAAGUGAUCCGGAUGUAAAUUUAGAAAGGGGCAGAUAUAAAAAAUUAAAUAAGAUUGAAAAUGCAGGAAUCUCUCUGGCCCUGGUUCUGGCCACAGCAUAGCAAAGUUAGUUGGGGUUGAGAGAUUUCCUGGGAGUACACCUCUACUUCCCCUGGGCCCAAGGCCCUGUUCAUGGACAUGCACCCCUCCUUUACCCCCAAACCAGUUCCUUUACAUAUAUAUUUUAAAAAGAAAUCCAAGUCUUACUUUCAAAGCACACACUUAGUCUCAACUAGGGAAUCAACAGAAGCAGAAGCGAUUUUUUUCCCCCUUCUUGACAUCUGGCUUGCGAUUGGCUGGAAGGGGGUCAGCUGACUUUGUCAUUUUGUCUGUCCUGGAUUGGAGCCGUCCCUAUAACCAUCUAGUUCCGAGUACAAACUGGAGACAGAAAUAAAUAUUAAAGAAAUCAUAGCCCGACCAGGUAAAGGCAAAGGGAUGAAUUCCUACUUCACUAACCCUUCCUUAUCCUGCCACCUCGCCGGGGGCCAGGACGUCCUCCCCAACGUCGCCCUCAAUUCCACCGCCUAUGAUCCAGUGAGGCAUUUCUCGACCUAUGGAGCAGCCGUUGCCCAGAACCGGAUCUACUCGACUCCCUUUUAUUCGCCACAGGAGAAUGUCGUGUUCAGUUCCAGCCGGGGGCCGUAUGACUAUGGAUCUAAUUCCUUUUACCAGGAGAAAGACAUGCUCUCAAACUGCAGACAAAACACCUUAGGACAUAACACACAGACCUCAAUCGCUCAGGAUUUUAGUUCUGAGCAGGGCAGGACUGCGCCCCAGGACCAGAAAGCCAGUAUCCAGAUUUACCCCUGGAUGCAGCGAAUGAAUUCGCACAGUGGGGUCGGUUACGGAGCGGACCGGAGGCGCGGCCGCCAGAUCUACUCGCGGUACCAGACCCUGGAACUGGAGAAGGAAUUUCACUUCAACCGCUACCUAACGCGGCGCCGGCGCAUCGAGAUCGCCAACGCGCUCUGCCUGACCGAGCGACAGAUCAAAAUCUGGUUCCAGAACCGCCGGAUGAAGUGGAAAAAAGAAUCCAAUCUCACGUCCACGCUCUCGGGGGGCGGCGGAGGGGCCGCCGCCGACAGCCUGGGAGGAAAAGAGGAAAAGCGGGAAGAGACAGAAGAGGAGAAGCAGAAAGAGUGACUAGGACUGUCCUUGCCACCCCUCUGUCCUCCCUAGCUCACGCUCACCCCAACUCUUCCCUAAUCACACACUCUGUAUUUAUCACUGGCACAAUUGAUGUGUAUUGACUCCCUAAAACAAAAUUAGGGAGUCAGAUAUGGACCUGAAUGUCAGCUCUGGACCCCCUCCCUCUCCGCACAACUCUCCACCACGCGCGUCUCCUCCUCUUUUUCCUAGCUCCCUUGCUAGCUCGUUCUUGGCUUGUCUGCAGGCCCCUUUCCCCGUCUAGGCCUUGGGGGCUCAGUCCCUGAACCUCGCUUCAGACUUCACAGAUUUCCCUCCAGAUGAGGACUUGGCAGCCCCCCCUACACACACGACACUCCCUCGACGCCCCCCCCCCCCCCGCCUUCGCCCCCGUGCAGCGCGCCGGCUCCCUGAACCUGGGGCCUCCACUCCGGGGCCUCAGGGCCCGGCCUGGCAGCCGGGGAGGGCGGCAGGCCCAAGGAGGGCGCGCCUUGGCCCCAUAGCCACCCCCAGGGCCUCCCCUCAGCCCCUGCCUGGCCCCUCUGCCCCAGCAAAUGCCCAACCCAGGCAAAUUGUAUUUAAAGAUUCCUGGGGGUCAUUAUGGCCUAAUACAAACUGUGACCGUUUCUGUGUGAAUAUUUUUAGCUGUAUUUGUGGUCUCUGUAUUUAUAUUUAUGUUUAGCACCGUCAGUGUUCCAAUCUCAUUUUAAAAAGGAGAAAAAAAAGAGGGAAAAUUACAAAAACAGAAAAAAAAGUGAAUGACGUUUGUUUAGCCAGUAGGAGAAAAAUAAAUAAAUAAAUAAAUAAAUAAAUCCCCUCGUGUUACCCUCCUGUAUAAAUCCGACCUCUGGAUCCGUUCUCGAAUAUUUAAUAAAACUGAUAUUAUUUUUAAAAGUUUAUAUCCGUAUUUUUGUUCAAUCGCCCGCCCACCGGCCUGGAGCAGGCUGCAAAGCGCUCCCGUGUCUGCCCGCCUGCGCCCCCAGCCCUCUGCACUCGCCUUCCCCGGGAGCCGAACGGGCCUCGGGGUUCUUGUGAUCACGCUGGAGACCUAGGAGGCCCCUCUGGGCUCCCUAAGCCAAGCCACACACACCCCGCGAAAAAAAAGCCACUCAGGCUUUCGUUGGGGGCAGGGGGAAAGCCAGGCAUAGUUGGAUUGGGCUCCAAGCGCACACAGGCCUUUCUUCCAUCCUCUGGUAGCCUGGGGUCCUCGGUUUCGGAACCCCGAGCCCCAAAAGGCCAGAAAAGGAGCACUACCUAGGCACCAGGUCACCCCACCCACUCCCAGGAGCGUGGGGUGGGGGACGCCAAGUGAGCCAGCCCCCGGCCUGCUGUUGCGAAACCAGUCAGAGAACCGAGGGGAACGAGAAGACCGCGGGAUUCUAGUCCUUCCGCAGGGAUUGAGCGACUCAAGGACAUCGCGAAAGAGAAAGCCUGGACACUGAGCUCUCGGCCCGCGCUGGGACUCCAGACGUGUUCGAGACAAAAAUUCUUCCUUACAGCCCCAGCCUGUCUGGUUCCUUCCUCUUCUCUCCUCAAACCUGGUGGAUGAGAGGCUCAGUAGGACCCAGACCAUUUCUCAGUUCCAGCCUCCUCUUUCCAAGCCCCUCCAGAGAAACCUGAGUGGGCCUAGGGGAGAGGUGUGAGUGUGUGUGGGGGAAUCUCCCAGAGUGAAAGAAUCCGCCAGAGUUUUCCAGACUCUCCAGAUCCCCAACACCGCCCCCUCCAGUGCCUCUGCCAGCUAAGAGGGGUCUUCUCCUGGCAGAGGAGGUGAUUUCCUGGGGGAGGGUAAGCAGGAAAAAGUAAGACUUGAGACUAGAGGGGAACGGGCCAAAAGGUGGCAGAGACCCUGGCCAAAAGCUGCCAAGGUUGCUUAGGCGCCUGCCCUGUCCACCCGGCCUCUCUCCCCACCCCAUUUCCAUGCCUCCAAAGAGCUCAGAAAUUGUUUUCCUGUGGGCCUUCUGGAUUCAGGUUUCUGGAAAGCCUAGUCCAGGGGCCCUUUCUCCUGGACUAACAGGCCUUUUCCUCUGCCUUGCUCAUAAUUUUUGUGGAGGCUUGGAUCUUGCCUCACCAUGCCCUCA